This is a messenger RNA of Aspergillus chevalieri, 1008 nucleotides long. RefSeq lists its product as uncharacterized. Bases 1 to 1008 code for a protein of 335 amino acids. Gene Ontology annotation, molecular function: oxidoreductase activity, acting on the CH-OH group of donors, NAD or NADP as acceptor. Lineage: Eukaryota; Fungi; Ascomycota; Eurotiomycetes; Eurotiales; Aspergillaceae. The transcript has 3 exons. The record is from RefSeq and is a predicted model, not a curated record.
AUGUCAGCACAGGAUUUAUCAAAGUUGGGACUGGACACAGCACACUCAGUGCUCGCGAAACUUCCCCCAUCUGUACAGCGAGCACUGUUGAACUCGUACGUUCAAAAAGCUCUGGGGGUAUUGGUAGCGCUGCGACUCGUUAAAGGCUUGAACAGCUAUCUUUCAAAGCGAGCACAGAACAACGGGCAGAGUAUCAGCAAAUGGAGUCCACAGAAGGAGCUGGUCGUCGUCACUGGAGGAUGCAGCGGCAUUGGAAAACAAAUAAUGGAGGAUCUAUCUCGAAUGAACGUCAAAACAAUCAUUCUGGAUCUGAACGAACCAAACUUCUCGCUACCUCCAAAUGUGUUCUUUUAUGCCGCCGAUGUCACAUCCCGCGCAGUCGUGAAAGAUGUGGCAGGGCAAAUCAGAAAAGACCACGGCCAUCCUACCAUCCUGGUCAACAAUGCAGGUGUCGGAUUUCCAGGAACCAUAUUAGACGAGCCGGAUGAAAGAAUCCGCUUGACGAUGGAAGUCAACACUUUAUCGCACUUCUGGACCGUCAAGGAGUUCUUGCCAAGCAUGAUCCAACGGAAUCAUGGUCACAUCAUCACGUUGGCUAGUAUGGCCAGUUUUGUCAGCUUUGGAGAGACAGUGGACUAUACAUGCUCCAAAGCGUCGGCUCUGGCAUUUCAUGAGGGCCUGACUCAGGAGAUAAGGCACUGGUACGGCUCGAAGAAGGUCAUGUCCUCGAGUGUCAUCCAUCCAUUGUGGGUCCGUACUCCGAUGAUUGAUGCCAUUCUGAAGGCCGGAAAACAUUGGACCCAACCGGUCAUGGGUCCUGAGGAAGUUUCAUCUGCUGUUAUCGAACAACUUGUCUCAGGAAACGGAGGGCAAGUCGUGGUGCCCAGCUCUUAUGGUCUAGCAUCUUUGGUGAGGGGUUUACCGAACUGGCUCCAAGAAAGAGUGCGCGAUAAUGCCUCUAAGGAUUUUGUCAAGCUUCGGCAACUUGAGAAGGAAAUUGGCCUAUGA